Molecule: messenger RNA, 2325 nt
Organism: Corticium candelabrum
Lineage: Eukaryota; Metazoa; Porifera; Homoscleromorpha; Homosclerophorida; Plakinidae
Exons: 22
Coding region: 13-2178 (721 amino acids)
Source: RefSeq, a predicted model, not a curated record
UCAACUGCAGACAUGGUGCUGAUUCUGUCUUCUUUGAUGAUUAUCUGCAUCGCAAACGUGGUCGCUUCCGACACAACAACAUACUUCGUGUCUCCCACAGGCAACAACGACAAUAACGGAUCAAAGCAAUUUCCUUGGCAAACGCUGUCUCGAGCCAUUCAGGGAAUCAAGCAACUCAAGCAAUCACACGACGGCAAGCUGCCUAAUCCAGUUAACGUUAUGUUACAAUCAGGAACGUAUUAUGGGGAUAGCCACAUGCAACUGAACUUUGGAGAAGACGUCUCAGGCACUGCAGAUGCACCAAUAACAUUUCAAUCAGUGAAUCGUGAUCAGAAAGCCACUAUAUCUGGUGGUACAAUGGUUGGCGCUUGGAAGGAGACAUCAGAAGGCGUGUGGACAGCAGAUCUUCCGCAUACUAAUGAACAGAAACCGUUCUAUCAACUGUGGAUAAACGGUACGAGACGAAAACUUGCACACACGCCCGUCAUGCAAUAUCAGAGGAUAGGAGACAAGCAGCAUGGUCGACGUACGUAUGAGUCGUAUUACAGCAAACUGAGAAAGGAUGCUGCACCUGAAGAGACUGGGUACAUUGUGUUUCAACCUGGGCAGGUCAAAAGCAAUUAUCACGACAUACAAGGAAUACAGGCAGUUGUCUAUCACAGCUGGACGGCUUCGAUACAUCAAGUAAAGGCAAUUUACAAUGAAAACAACACUCUCUACCUACAGAAUCCAACUACGAGCCGGUUCAGUGGGGAGGCAAGUGGAAAUCGUUUCUACCUACAGAACGUGUAUGAGAUGCUGGAGCCAGGCACGUUCUAUUUGGACAGAAACACAAUGAAGUUGACAUAUCAUGCUCUGGCUGGUGAAGAUCCUACUAAAGUUGAAGUGAUUAUGCCGACUACGGUACAGAUACUGGCAGCCACUGGUAGCGCAUCUAAUGACAGCUAUGUUGACUACAUUAACUGGAAGGACGUGAACUUUGCGUUCAGUAGCAUGGAAACAGAAAACUGCUUUGCAGGAACCUGUGAUGGUCAGUCUGCAGACUUUCUCAGGACUGCAGCAAUUAAUCUUGUCGGAGCUCGAUACUGGACGUUUGAUGGCGUGACGGUUGCUCAUACAGGCGGCUAUGGCCUUUGGGCGAAUAAGGGAUCUUCAAAUGUUGUAAUUCAGAACUGCCAUUUUUAUGAUCUUGGAGCAGGAGGAGUGAGAGUCGGGCAAGGACUGCACGGAGUCAUUGCAGAUCCAACGCAGCAAACUACAAAUGUCACUGUCACUAACUCGGUGCUGGAGGACGGUGGCCAUGUUUACCAGAUGGGCUGUGGCAUUCUGCUUCAGGAGUCUGCGAUGAAUGUGCUCAGUCAUAAUCUCAUUCAUGAUUUCAACUACACCGGGAUCUCAAUUGGUUGGACAUGGGGAUAUGCACCUACAAGUGCACAUAGCAAUUACGUUGGUUUCAAUGAGAUUUACAAUAUUGGGAAAGCUGUACUGAGUGACAUGGGGUGUGUGUACUCUUUGGGAAUACAACCAGGGACAGUGGUUGAGAACAACGUGUGCCACCAUGUUUGGAGUUACGACUAUGGAGGAUGGGGGUAUUACACAGACGAGGGAAGCAGUAAUAUCACAAUACAAAAUAAUGUUGUGUACAAUACAAAGUGUGCCGGCAUUCAUCAGCAUUAUGGGGAGAAUAACAUGUUCGUCAACAAUAUCAUUGCCUUUCCUCACCAAGUCGGCUGUGUCCCAGGCAAGUCAUGCGUUACUGUAGCCAUUAGAUCAUCACAACAUGCACCAGGAUCUGGUGGAGGAGGGCCAUUCAGUUCGUUUACAUUCGAGAGAAAUAUAGUUUAUAUUACCAAUGGGAGUCUCUUUCUCUCCACCAUACCGACGGGAUUUGACAAUAUGACAUUUGAUAACAACAUCUACUGGAGCAUGAAAGAUCACACAAACCUCACUUUUCCUCCAUCUCAACAUCCGACUACCUUUCGACAGUGGCAAGCGAAAGGAAAGGACACUCACUCAAUGGUGGCCGAUCCACAGUUUGUCAACGCAAUGGGAUUCGAUUUCAUGCAUUUGCAGCAAACGUCACCAGCCCUUAAGCUCGGAUUCAAGCCUAUUGAUACCUCACACGUGGGACCACAAACCGAGAAGGGACGACGACUGAUGAGGGGCAAGACCAUUUAGGCCAACCUGAAAUUAGAUCAACAAUCGUCACACGGAGACUAUGUGUGUACGUGUGACUUUGAUUGAACCGUUUUUCUUGGCAAAUGUAACUGCUUCGUCGACUGUCUCGAAUUCAAUGUGAACGUUAGAUACAGGAUCAGCUCUAAA